Fusarium verticillioides 7600 is the source of this 2786-nucleotide messenger RNA. RefSeq lists its product as hypothetical. NCBI's taxonomy places the organism in Eukaryota, Fungi, Ascomycota, Sordariomycetes, Hypocreales, Nectriaceae. Gene Ontology annotation, molecular function: methyltransferase activity. The transcript is spliced from 3 exons. The record is from RefSeq and is a predicted model, not a curated record. Bases 118 to 1170 code for a protein of 350 amino acids.
GAUCUCCCGCUCCCGAUAUCACUCAAGAACCAAGAAGUGGAAUAGCGCUCACUAAUAGAUAGAAACUCCACUUCCCCGGGCAUUCUCUUCGACUUGCUCACUAUCAAUUAAUUCAUCAUGGCUGAUACAACAGAUCCCCCGAUGAAUCCCUCGUAUCGAGUCCCCGAGCUACAGCAGCACGAUCCUCCAAUUGAACCCGAUCACCCAGCUCCUCCAACAAACGACGAUGCCGCAACAGAUGAUGGAUACGCUUCAUCCGAGCAUUCCGCGCAGUCGUCAUCUCUAGCUUCGAGUGUGCGCGAUUAUCAAUUCGAGAACAGUCGACGAUACCAUAAAUUCAAGGAGGGCUUGUACCAAUUCCCAAACGAUCUACCCGAACAAGAACGAGAGGACAUGAAGCACACGGUUGCGGUGCAUCUGCUUGGCGGCAAGUUGCACAAUGCGCCGUUGGACCAUCCUCAGAAGAUCCUCGAUAUCGGAACAGGCACUGGAAGUUGGGCGAUUGAUAUGGGCGACGAAUAUCCCGGCGCCGAAGUCAUUGGGAUCGAUCUGAGUCCCAUUCAACCACCAUGGGUUCCUCCCAAUGUCCGAUUCCUCGUCGACGACGCCGAAGCACCAUGGCUAUACUCCGAAAACUCAAUAGACCUCGUCCAUUUGCGCAACAUGUCCACAGCAAUCAAGGAUUGGCCUGCGCUGCUGGGACAGAUCUACCGCGCAUUAAAGCCAGGAGGAUGGAUCGAGCUUCCAGAAUUCCGAUGGGUAUACGGAUGCGACGACGGAACACUACGUCCCGACUUUACACCACCGCAAAUGGUAGCCAACAUCCGAGCUGCCCUCUCCAAGUCAGGCAUCGAGAUGCAUGCUGCCGAGAAGAACCCCGACAGACUACACGACGCUGGAUUCGUCAAUAUCCGCCACGAGAUCAAGAAAGUGCCGGUUGGUCCAUGGCCUAAAGACGCAAACCUCAAGAUGAUUGGCCUCUAUAAUAGGAGCGUCAUCUACGACGGUCUCUAUGCGAUCACCAUCGGUCCCUUCACCCGAGCCUUGGGAUGGACUCCCGAAGAGGUUGAAGUCUUUCUUGUCAAGGUCCGAAAGGACUUGAAGGAUCCUUCGGUGCAUUCUUAUGUUCACUUCCAUUCCUUAUGUGCGCAGAAACCUUUCCACCCAUAGACUGCCCUUCCAUGGCGUCCUGCAUCGCUAUCGCAGUCAUUCCCUGUACACGUAGGCAUCCUCUUGCCCGCGCUUCAAAUAAUUCCUACCUCUUUCUUGAACAUCUCCAACCAUUGCGCGUGGUCCGCAGGUGUUUGAUUCCAAGGGUCGUCACUGGAAGGGUAAGCUGGAUGCGUCAAAGACAGGAGGGCACGGACAUACUCAUUGUAAAGCAGGCAUCGAGCUUGAUGUCUAAGCUCCUCAUCAGAAGGAACAUGACAGAUUGGGUUAUUGGGUGACAUGGCCGCCUUUACCCAUCUCUUCAUCUCGCGCGCAAACCACGGGAGAUGGUUCGGGUCAUUCAAGACAUAGAUACCCGGACCAAGCCACGUCGGUCGAAGGCCUGACUCCCCUUCGGCUCCGGGACUCGGGGUCGUCUGUGGUAUUUUUGGUGGUGAUUUAUCGUCUGACCAAAGCCAUGUAAAGUCAUCGAGCGAUGGGUCAAACGUGGAUUGAUCAGCGUUAUUAGCUGGUUCGUUCGCUUGCCAUGUCAUGCUUGCGCCCGACGGCCCAGCUUGCCCUCCAAAAGACCAGCCAUUUCCGUCAAAGAGAGACGAGUUGUUCACCCAAGAUAGAUCAUGUUGUACCUGGGCGCUUGUAAGCUCGGCAGACCAUCCCAUAUUACCUGGCGAUGGGAGUUUCCAGCUGUCAUUGGUUGACAUUAGGUCUGCACGUCGCCGAAAGUCGCUUAUCCAGUUCGUUGAUUUAUACAGGAAACCAAUCAACCAGUUCGCAACGAAUUCCGGCUUCGUUUGAAGCUCGCUUUCCAUCUGCAUGACAAUACGACCUGCCUCUUUUUGUAGCUCUCCAUCCGAUACCUCAGACAGACCCCUCAUUCUUCGAUCACGCAUGAACGCUUGCAAUCGUGACUCCAGUGGACACUCCUCAAACAACGAGUUCUUGCCCUUGACCCUCAAGACAGAAAGUCUACUCUCUGUACUCGAUCGAAUCGGUGCGAAGCGAGCUUGUUGAGCAAUCUCAUCAGAGGACAGAAGCAAGUCUCUGAACCACGAUGGACUCCCGUGAGAGUCCAGGUUCGCUUCGGGGAAUGUUACUUCUGAAGCAAACAUGAUGCGGCAUGCCUCCAGUUGUAGACUUUCGUGACUUGGCAGACUCCCGAUAUUGUCGGUGUGAUUCGAAAUAAAGUAUGCCAACUCCAGCGUGAUGAGCUCGUAUGCACUUCGAGGAGAAUCAGGUGGUUUGCCACUGGCUGCGAAGGGGAAUGGAGUUCCACGUUCCAAUUCAACCAAGUCUGAAACAAGUCAGCAACGUACUUCAAAGCGCUCACGGCACUCACAUGGUGGCAAAGCCUUCUCUAUAGUCUUCAAUAUAUUAUCUUCGAAUCCCCAGUCGCCAACCCAGUUAUUCAUCGUACAUCCCAUCUUAAAAUGGUUCGCUAAAUGAUCAACUCUAUCAAUCCAUCUAGUCAUGGAAGCUUGACAGAAUCCACAUCUCGAAAUGAUAUCUGGUUGUGCAGUCCUCCAUAGUUUCAUAGAAAGUUCGGUUAAUUUGGCGUUAUGCACAAGGCGUAGAUGUUGCUUGAGGUGGUCUUUCCUGCUAAAUGAUCUUUCCUGACA